GCAGGGGGAGCGGCGGCGCCCGGAGCUGCCGAGGGGCCCCGGCCGCCGCCAUUGUCCGUGGGCGGUGGCGCCGCUGGGCCGGGCGGGCGCAGCCUGGUGGCGGGACGGGCCCGGGAGCCCCGCCGUCAGGCUCCGAGGCCGCGCCGCCGUCCCGCCUCGCUGGCCGCCGUGGCCGGCCCGGGCCUGUGCUGGGGCCCGCUGAGCCGCCGGGCAGCCGGGCCGGCCGCGUGGGAGCCCCGUGGGAAGCGGGGUGCCGGGACUUUGCUCAGCCUUGCCUGGAGGUCCAAGUGACCGUGGAGGAAAGGGAAGGUGGGCGGACGGCGCCCCACGCCAGCGACUCUCCUCUCCUCCCUUGCGACUUGGCCUUUGGAGAAACGUUUUGUAAGCAAAGGAAAGGUCAGCGGUGGUUUUUCUGGUUCAAGUCAAGAGAGCUUUGAACGCAGGAACCGAUCCGUGCCCGGCGCCCUCUGUGCUGCUCGCAGGGAAGCGUCCCCCAGGAGUGUUGAGCGUCUAGCUCCGUGGCCCCUGGCUGCGCGCUGAGAUAGGACUGCUUUUCCCUGAUUGCUUUCCUUCUCUGCUCUCACUUUUGGGUCCCAGCUCUCCUGCCCGUAUCGGUCAGUGGGAAGGAGAAUCUGGAACGUUCCCGCACCGAGGGCUUCCGUCUUCACAAGAGGAUGAAGGGUCCGAGAAGUUGGACUCCCUUGCUAGAGACAGAAGACUGGGCUGACAGUGUUUUAGGAAGAAGAUCCUUUUACUGAUUUUAGUCCAGCUCAUCCAUAGUUUGAGUUGCCAAGAAUGGUUGUAAUGAGUGAAAAGUAGAAGACAGGAAACCAUUGAGGGUUCCGGUCAAGAAGAAAGCCUGUCAAGUUGCAUUCCACGAGCUUGGAAAAGAGGCAGUGCUCUUCAGAAAAACUGUUGACGUCACAGGUUUCAAGAUGAAGACAGGAGAGUCACAGCUAGUGACCAUGUCCCACAAUCAAUUCUGGAAUAUACAUCCAGGGCUACAAGAACACUGGAGCUGGAAUUCUCAUAGAGAAACUGAGCCUAUAUGUGAGAAAGCUAUGCCUGUUCACCAGAUCCUAGCCUUUUCUGACAAAACCACCACCAAAGACUGGACAGUGGCACCCAGGCUCAUCUUGCCUGAGUCCCAGAGCUUGUUGACAUUUGAAGAAGUGGCCAUGUAUUUUUCUCAGGAAGAAUGGGAGUUACUGGAUCCCACUCAGAAGGCCCUCUACAAUGAUGUAAUGCGAGAAAACUAUGAGACUGUCAUCUCUCUAGUUGUGCCUGUUCACCAGAUCCCAGCCUUUUUUGAGAAGACAAACACCAAAGACUGGACAGUGACACCCGAGCUCAUCUUGCCUGAGUCCCAGAGCUUGUUGACAUUUGAAGAAGUGGCCAUGUAUUUUUCCCAGGAAGAAUGGGAGUUACUGGAUCCCACUCAGAAGGCCCUCUACAAUGAUGUAAUGCGAGAAAACUAUGAGACUGUCAUCUCUCUAGUGUUAUUUGUGCUCCCCAAACCUAAAGCGAUCUCCUGUCUAGAGCAAGGAGAAGAGCCAUGGGUUCAAGGGCCCUUGGAGUUCAAGGACAAUCCUGGAGAGCUGCCUACAGGGUUAAAGCUCAAAACUGACACUGAAAACCAUCAGCCUAUAUGUCUUUCUGACUUAGAAAUACAAGCACCAGGAGACUUUGUAUCAAAAAAGACCAGAGUGAAAGUUCCCCCAAAAACAACAGGCAAAGAAAAUCAUAGUGAUACACACAGGAUGGGGAAGUGGCAUCAAGAGUUUCCAGUUCAUCAAACAAAGGAACUUUCAAUUUGGGAAGAAGAGCUGCAGAGACUUAUGGAUCUUCACAAGAAAGCCCGUGCAGUAGAGAAGCCUUUUACAUGCCAGGAAUGUAGGAAAAACUUCAGACUGACUUCUGAUCUUACUAAACACAAAAAAAUUCACACAGAAGUGAAGCCAUAUAAAUGUCAACAUUGUGGUAAGAGCUUUAGAGGGAAAUCAGAUCUUAAUAAGCAUGUAACAAUACACCAAGGAAUAAAACCGUAUAAAUGCUCCUGGUGUGGGAAAAGCUUCAGUCAAAAUUCAAAUCUCCGUACACAUCAAAGAACUCACACUGGAGAGAAACCCUUUAUGUGUUAUAUAUGUGGAAAGAAAUUCAGUCAGAAUUCCCAUCUUACUAAACAUCGAAGAACCCAUCUGUAGCAUAAGCAUGAGAACAUUAGCAGGCAUUCAAGCCUUCUUAAACACCAGAAGACUACCACUGAAUGGAAAUAUAUGUGAUGUCCUUAGUAUGGAGAAGAAAAUGCAAACUUAUGAAGCAUAAAUAAUUCAUCAAUGGAAAAUUUGGUGAUAUAUUUCUCAGAAAGGAAUCAAGGUUGACUCUUCAGGGGAUGCGUUAGUUUUUUACUAAUUACAUUAUUACUAAUCUUCAGGGAAUUCCUAACAAGAAUGGUGUUCAAAGAGCAUUCUGAGUCUGGAAUGUACUAUUUUGUGAUUGUACUAGGCAGGUAGCAAAUUCAGCUUCAAAACGCAAAUACACCCAUGUAUUACUAAUCAGUCUUCUGUGAUCAUGUUGGUUUUGCAUUGAUCUCCACAUGACAGGAACAUUUGUAGCAUGGUCUUCCAGAACAAGAAACAAUACCUGCAUGUUUAAUUGCAUACCAUUACCUUCAGGGUAGUAGGCUUACCAAUUUCCAAAAUCCUGUAGCACAAAAAUGAGAUCUGUUGUCAAGUUCUGCAAGAGUCAAAUUGGAUUUUUCUUCUUCUUUGUCAGUGGACAGUUUCUAUAGUUAAACAUCAUUUGAAUUCUAUCAUGAACAAUUUAGCUCUUAAGGCCUUUUAGCACCAUUUUUACAGUGAUAGAAUGCUAUUUACCUCACCAUUAGGUUAUCUGCCAGAAGUAACAAUGUACUAACUUAGAUCUCUUAUUGGUCAUGAUUGAUAAAGGAAAAUACCAAGAUCACAUGGAAACGGUUUGGAAUUUUAGGCAUGGAUUAUAUAUUACAUGUAAAGAGGAAUUGUUAGCAAAAAAGAAAGGUAUCGCCCCCCCCUCCGCCCCAGCACACACACAUACAAUGUCAAUCAUAAAUAUUAGCACUUUCCUGGGCCUAAAUAGAAAUCGAUGGAAGUUAAGGAUCAAAUUAGGUCUUUGCCUUUUUUUUUUUAUUUUUUGCUUUUAUUUAUAAGAACAAAGAGAGGGUUCUGUAUAGAAAGUAGAAUGUGCGCUACCUCCAGGAUGUGGUUUACUAGGUGUGGCAGGAGAUUGGGUUCCCAAGAGGAAAAGUUUGGGAAAUGAUGCUGAGUGGUAGGCAAGGAUGGGUGAAUCUGCAUUCAUAUUGUCUUUCACUGUAAAUCAUCACUAGGCAGAGUCCACCUGUGGCUGUACACAGCAUUUAACAACAGCCUUAAUUGGUAACUAAUAGAUGGCUGAACAUCUCUAUGGGCUGUGGAUCAUCUUAGGACUCUUGUCUACAACAGUGACUCAGCAUGUGUUCCUAUUAGAGGUUUUAGGUGGUGUCAGGAAGGGGGUUAAAUGAUCUCUUGCAAAUACCUUAUGAAAGAUGAAGUUAAGGCUCAGAUACAAGGAAUUGUUCAAGAGCAGCGAGUCAGCUGUCCCUUAGCUGCAUCAGUGAGCCCUGAAGGCAGGAUUAACAGGAUGUGAACGUUACCCCUGCAGGGCACUGGGUGACAUUGUGUUGUAUCUAUUUCUAACUAUAGAACAUUCCUGUGGCUUGAUUGGUUGCCAAAACACAGCAGUCUCCAUGUUCUCUCUUUCAACUCAGGGUUAUUCUAGGAUAAGAGGCACCUCACAGCCUGGCCAGUGGUGGAUGCUCAGCCCAUGUGCAUUUGUUUCCCUUUCCCCUGCUCCCCAGUGAUCUGCUGGGCAGACUGCAGUAAGGAAGCAGAUGUAUUUAUGGCACUGUAGGUGGUGAUUUUGCUCAGUUGAUUUAGUCCUUGGCCUCAGUACAUCAGUACAUUAUGGUGUAAGUCACCUGAGCUGGUGCUCUCAGCAGGAUUUUAUUUUCUUCCCCAGAUGAACUACACCAAGUAUUAUUUCAUAAGCACAGCCAACUAUGAAGCUGCCUUAUACAUAGCCAUUGCCCAUCGCCCUCAUCCUUAGGCUUUGGGUACCCUGAUCUCAUCCCAGGAUACAGGUGGACAUCUUGGUGCUAUGUUCAGUCGAUUUCAUGGGGGCCGCUUGUGUGCCCAGACACUGUUCUAGACUGAGAACAUAGUAGUGAGCAAAAGAGCUAAAGAUACACCCUCACAGGGCCAGUGUUCUAGUGAAGAGUAAAAGGAGUUGUUAUGGUUUUCUCCUCGCAGUUGCAGACGAAGGAUAGUUGUGGGUAAUGGGUUGUGAGCAGAAGCCCCACUUCUGGGCUAAAGCUUUUGUUUAUUGGUGCAGGACUCUGUAGUGUUCUUCCUGCAUCAGUCGUGGAAGCCCUUAUAGAAACGGGCCACAAAAAGUCAAAGUCGUCUGGGAUCCUGAGCCCCCCACCUCCAUGGAGAGCACCUGUAAUGGACUUUAUGGGAAUGAGAAAUAAACUUCUGUUAAACUAC
This is a messenger RNA of Nyctereutes procyonoides (raccoon dog), 4562 nucleotides long. RefSeq names its product zinc finger protein 75A-like. The record is from RefSeq and is a predicted model, not a curated record. The transcript has 9 exons. Gene Ontology annotation, biological process: regulation of DNA-templated transcription. NCBI's taxonomy places the organism in Eukaryota, Metazoa, Chordata, Mammalia, Carnivora, Canidae. The coding region runs from base 936 to 2204 and encodes 422 amino acids.